This is a messenger RNA of Dromaius novaehollandiae (emu), 4212 nucleotides long. RefSeq names its product ubiquitin specific peptidase 43 (gene USP43). The transcript is spliced from 15 exons. Gene Ontology annotation, biological process: protein deubiquitination. The coding region runs from base 113 to 3235 and encodes 1040 amino acids. Gene Ontology annotation, molecular function: cysteine-type deubiquitinase activity. The record is from RefSeq and is a predicted model, not a curated record. NCBI's taxonomy places the organism in Eukaryota, Metazoa, Chordata, Aves, Casuariiformes, Dromaiidae.
CCCGCCAGCCCCCGCACCGGCGGCGGCGGCAGCGGCGGCGCCCAGCGCGCCCGCCCGGGGCCAUGAGCGCCGCGCCGGGGCGGCGGCAGGGCCGCGCCGGGCCGCGCCGGGCAUGAGCGCGGCGGCCGCGGGGGGCGGCGGUGCUGGCGGCGGCCCCGGCCCCGGCCCCGGCCCCGGCCCCGGGCGCGGGCGGCGGCGCGGCGGGAGCCCGGCGCGGCGCAGGGGGGGCUCGCGGCGGCGCCGCGCCCUGCGCUCGCUCGGCAGCCUGGCGGGGCGGCUGCUGCGCACCUGGGCGCGCCUGGCCAGCGCCCGCCGCGCCCGCCGCGCCGCCGCCGAGGACGACGAGGGCGGCUUCGGGCGCGCCGAGCCCCCCGCGGCGCCCGGCAGCCCGCGGCGGCGGCAGGCGGCGGCGGCGGCAGCGCGGGGCCGCGGCGAGCUGGAGCCGGGGCCGCGGCGGGGCGCGGCGGAGGCGGCGGCCGGGGCCGGGGCUGGGACCGGGACCGGGACCGGGGCCGGGCGGCCGCCGGGCGCGCAGGGGCUGCGCAACCACGGCAACACGUGCUUCAUGAACGCCGUGGUGCAGUGCCUGAGCAACACGGCGCCGCUCGCCGAGCUCCUGGCGCUGGGCCGCUACCGCGCCCGCGGCGCCCGCGCCGAGGUCACCCACCGCCUCGCCGCCCUCGUCCGCGCCCUCUGGACCCUCGACUACACCCCGCAGCUCUCCGCCGAGUUCAAGAGCAUCGUCUCCGAGCACGGCGCCCAGUUCCGGGGCAACGCGCAGCACGACGCCCUCGAGUUCCUGCUCUGGCUGCUGGACCGUCUGCACGAGGACCUGGGCUCCGGCUCGCCCGCGCCCCAGCCCCGCCGCCACGACAAGCCCGGCCCAGACGAGAGCGGCGACGCCGGCAGCGCCCCGCCGGCCGCCCGGCCGCCCCGCGGCCCCAGCUUCGUGCAGAGCCACUUCCAGGCACAGUACAGGUCCUCGCUGACGUGCCCGCACUGCCGCAAGCAGAGCAACACCUUCGACCCCUUCCUGUGCGUCUCGCUGCCGAUCCCCCCGCGGCAGACCAGGCCGCUGAACGUCACCUUGGUCUUCCAGUGCAAGAGCCAGCGGUUCGUGCGGGUGGGCCUGGCCGUGCCGCUCCUCAGCACCGUGGCCCGGCUGCGGGAGAUGGUGGCGGCGGAGGGCAGGAUCCCCCCGGAGCAGGUGAUCCUGGCGGAGGUGUGCCCCGCCGGCUUCCGGCGCUCCUUCUCCGACGAGGAGCAGCUCAGCGCCAUCGCCGAGGGCGCCAGCGUCUACGCCUUCCAGCCGCCCCUGCCCCUCGGCCGCGGCGGCUCCCUCCGCCUCGCAGGGUGCCCGCUGAGCCUGCCGUCCUCGCCCAACGCCGCCGAGCCCGAGGGGCAGCGCUUGCCGCCGGCGGCCCUCUCCUCCGAGUGCCUGCACCGCGGCGCCGGCGGCCGCGUCCUGCUGCUCCUCUGCAACACGGCCGGCGCCGGCCCGCAGGCCACCAGGUUUGGACCACCGCUGGUGAUGCGAGAGGACCGAGGCAUCUCCUGGGAGCAGCUCCAGCAGUGCAUCCUGGCCAAAAUGCGCUACCUGAUGAGGAGCGAGGUCCAGCCACAGGGCGCCGGAGCCCUCUUCCGCAUCCGCGUGGCCGGCGGCUCCGUGGCCUGCAGCUACCUCUCGCCGCAGGACGCCCGGCCCCUCUGCCACCCGGCCGUGGACAGGGCACUGCAGCUGGGCGGCCCCGGCGGCCCUCCCCACGUGAAGCUGACGGUGGAGUGGGACGCCGGCACCAAAGAGCGCCUCUUCGGCAGCAUCCAGGAGGAGGUGGUGCAGGACGCGGAGAGCGUGAGGCUGCAGCAGCAGGCGCAUCAGCAGCAGCACAGCUGCACGCUGGACGAAUGCUUCCAGCUCUACACCAAGGAGGAGCAGCUGGCCCCGGACGACGCGUGGCGCUGCCCCCACUGCAAAGUGCUGCAGCAGGGCAUGGUGAAGCUGAGCCUCUGGACGUUGCCCGACAUCCUCAUCAUCCACCUCAAGCGCUUCCGCCAGGUGGCUGAGCACAGGCACAAACUCACCACGCUGGUGCAAUUCCCCCUGCGGGGGCUCGACAUGGCCCCCCACGUGGCCCAAAGGGGCCAGGCGCCCAGCAAGCAAGCGCCGGGCCACUGGGCGCCCUGGAAGGCCCCGCUGUGCCUGCCCGAGAGCUGCCAGCUCGACUACCUCUACGACCUGUACGCUGUCUGCAACCACCACGGCAGCAUGCAGGGCGGCCACUACACGGCCUAUUGCUGCAACUCGCUGGACGGGCGGUGGUACAGCUACGACGACAGCACGGUGGAGGGGGUGCAGGAGGACGAGGUGAGCACCCGCAGCGCCUACAUCCUCUUCUACCAGCGCAGGAACGCCAUCCCCGCCUGGUCGGCCAGCAGCUCCGUGAGAGGCUCCACCAGCUCGUCCCUGUCCGAUCACUGGGUGUCACGGCUCGGCGGCCAGCGGGAGAGCGGGGCGUCGCGGGGCUCUGCCGCCUGCCCCUCGCUGCCCGGCGCCCCCGACUCGCCUGGCUUCCCCGACGCCGCCGGCAGCCUGAAGAAAGGAGGCUUCGAGGCGAGGCCCCCCGUGCGGGGCCUCCAGCGCCGCAGCGUCAGCAUGAAGCUGUCGCCCGCCAAGGCCGAGGCGGGUGCUGCCGCCAGGCCACCGCCGCGCUGGUCCUUCGCCUCGCGGGAGCGGGGCGCCUCCGGCGAGCUGGUCGCCUACCUGGAGUCGGGGCGCCGGCCCCGCUUCACCCACGCCGCCAUCCUGCCCCAGGCCCCGGGGGACGGAGCCGGCGCCCUGGGGACACCCGAGGGGACAGAGCUGCUGCAUGGAGGCCUGCGGCCGCCCCCCAGCACCCCCACAGCGGCAGGGCUGCCGGGCCGCGCUGGGGAGCCCGCCCGCGGGACGCCGCCGGGGGGUUCAGAGGCCACGGGGCCAGGCGGGCGGCCGGGCCGCCAGGGCCCUGUGGCGCUGCCCCAUGGCCGCCCCCAGCUGCAGGCCGAGCGGCUGUCGCCGUGCUCUGGUGGUGCCACCGCCGCCGCGCGGGCCGAGCGCAGCCUGCGGCGCUCGGCGUCGCUGGGCCCGGGCGGUGAGGGGCCCCCGGCCCGGCGACCCCCCGGCGGCCCCCCGCCGCGGCCCCGCUACCACAGCGCCUCGCUGGGCAGGAGGAAAGCGGUGCCUGAAUCCAGCUUCUGAGGCGGCAUGGCGCCCGGCGGCAUGGCCCGUGGCCUCUGGGUGCCAUGAUGGUGGCUGGGUGCUGUGAUGGCCGCUAGGUGCCACCAUGGCCCCGGGUGCUGUGAUGGCACCUGGGCACCAUGACCACUGCACCCCACGUUGGGCCCUGGGCCCUGCCAUGGCUGCUGGGUGCCACGUGGCCACUGGGCACCAUGACCACUGGGUGCUACCAUGGCCCCUGGUUGCCGCCAUGGCUGCUGGGUGCUACGCUAGCUACUGGGUGCCAUGACCACUGGGUGCCCUGAUGUCCCCUGGCUGCUGCCAUGGUCCCUGGUUGCCACCUGUCCACUGGGUGCUCUGACCAGUGGGUGCUGUGAUGGCCCCUGGGUGCUGCCAUGGCUGCUGUGUGCCACCUGGCCACAGGGUGCCAUGACCACUGGGUGCCAUAGUGUGGCCCCUGGGUGCCACCAUGGCUGCCACCUAGCCACUGGGUGCCAUGACCAGUGGGUGCUGUGAUGAUCAGUGGGUGCUGUGAUGGCCCCUGGGUGCUACCAUGGUCCCUAGGUGCUGCUAUGGCUGCAGGGUGCCACCUCACCACUGGGUGCCAUGAGCACUGGGUGCCACAGUGGCCCCUGGGUGCUGCCAUGGCCCCUGGGUGCCACCAGGCCCCGCGGACACACAGACCGGUGCUCCUUUUUCAAUCCAUGCCUUAAUAGGGACCGAGCACAAUGCGGGUGGGGGCUCGUAGGGUCCAAGGGGAGAGAGGGAUGUCUGGAGGGAGAGUAUUUAUUAUAUAAGGAGAGAGUUUUAUCCAGAGACGCUUUUUGUUUUCUAAAAGGCGGCUAUUUUGGUACGGCGGGGCUGCGGGAGGGGGAUCGUUCCCACACUAAGGUCUAUGCAAUAAGCGAUUCUUCCACCCAGCUUUUGUACGUGGGGUAUCUGCGGGCCGCAGCCCUCCACAUUUUGCAGCUCUUUCUAUUAAAGACCCGUGAAAGGCA